Salpingoeca rosetta is the source of this 4321-nucleotide messenger RNA. Its product is annotated as TKL protein kinase. Gene Ontology annotation, molecular function: protein kinase activity; ATP binding; protein binding. Lineage: Eukaryota; Choanoflagellata; Craspedida; Salpingoecidae. The coding region runs from base 45 to 4181 and encodes 1378 amino acids. The record is from RefSeq and is a predicted model, not a curated record. The transcript is spliced from 4 exons. Gene Ontology annotation, biological process: protein phosphorylation. Gene Ontology annotation, cellular component: extracellular matrix.
CGAGGCGUCUCAAUGUCUGUGGCCCACCUUUGUUGCGCCACCUGAUGAUGGUGGUGGUGGCGCUUCUCCUGGCAGCCCUGCCGUCAAUGAUGUUCACUGCAUGUGCUCUUGAGGCUCUUGGAAGUGCUGGAGGGACGCCAUUGACCAUUGCCUCGACUGAGGGUCAUCCUCGGUCGUCUGUGCUGUGUCAAGAUGCGGAAGCGACGUUGAAGCAGAUUGAACAUGUGCUGGACACGUGCAAGGUGCCAUUGUCGUCUUGGACAGACAGCAACUUCCCUCGUGGCACGCCACAUGAAGAAGUAAAGCCAAUGGCGUCAACGUCAACGUCCAACGGCGUGCUUCUUGACUUGUCCUCACUUCAGCGGCUGAUGCUGGCUGCUGGAUGCCGGAACCAACCUCAACGAAACGCCAGCGCUGGCACAGGUGUGCGGUCGCCGCCAACACCACCAACACCAUUGAGGCGACAGCAAUUACGACGGCUGCACUCUUCCCCACCGUCCGGUGGCGUGUCUUCGCUUCCUGGCUCUAGUCCCUCCAGCCCUUCUUCCUCUACAAGACGUCCCCACCACCAAAGCCACGUGGCUCCACCAGCACUAUCAACGCCUGCGACCACCCGAAAGCGCCGAGCCUUACAGACUUUUAGUCUGGUGGAGCCGCGGGUGUGCACGCUUUCACAGGUGCUGGGUAGCGAAUGCAAAGGCGCCGCAAGCACCAACGGCAGCCUGGUCAUUACGUUUGACCAUGCAGCAACAGCCAACAGGUCCACGGCAAACACAGCACCCACCUUCCCACCCAGUGCAGCAGCGGCAGCGCACUUGCAAUCCAUAGCCACCACUGUAACGAAGCUGACCGUGAACGGACGGGUGCAGCAGCACUUGCUGCAGUGGCUGCUGGCGAAUGGCAACUGGAGCACGUGUGAGUGGCUGAUUCUCGAAGGGCUUGAGUUUUCGACGUUUCACAUGCGCACCCUCAAUCCAUUCUCUGGCAUGACCAGGCUGCACGUGCAGAACAGCGAGCCGCUGCGCGCAGUGGACACACAAAGCUUUGCACACGCCUCACAGGUUCUGCACCUGCAACUCAGCAACAAUUCGCUCAUGGGCCUCCCCACUGCCGCUCUGGCUGACAUGACGAACCUGCAAGUGCUUGACAUGCCAUUCAACUUGCUGUCCGCAAUCACCGACACCAUGUUUCGCGGCCUGUCGUCGCUGAGGGAGCUGUACCUCUACAACAACCUCGUUUCCCGAGUGGAUGAAGCCGCGUUCUCGUCCCUCACGAGCUUGCGCACGCUCAUCCUGGCCAUCAACGACAUCACGUCCCUGCCACCGCGCUUGUUUUACAGCCUGACGCAGCUGACCGCCUUGCAGCUGCAGCACAACCCCAUCACGGAGCUACACCCAGACGCAUUCCAACACCUCACUCUGCUUCAGCACCUCAACGCACAAGAUCUCGCGCUCACAGAACUCUCGCCGUCCUUGUUCCGCGCAACCUCCCAACUCUUGACGCUGGCUCUAUCCAACAACUUCCUACAGGCGCUACCGGCUUCCGUCUUUGCUGGCUUGUCCACGCUGCAACGGCUGGUGCUCUCCUCAAACGCCAUCACUGCCCUACCAUCGACCGUGUUUCGCGACCUGACCUCAGUUAACUUGCUGGACCUUAACAACAAUAAGCUCACGGCUUUGCCGCCAGGGCUGCUGGACAGCUGCGAGGAGCUUGCGUCGCUUGCCUGCAACAGCAACGACCUCACGUCCCUGCCUCCAAACCUGUUUGACAACACACCUCACCUGUUUCAGCUCAGCAUCGCAGACAACAGCUUACGUGACAUUGACAGGGCGCUUGCCCCCUUGACCAGCGUCGUGGUCUUGGACCUGGAACGAAACCAGCUCACUUCCUGGCGACUCAGCACGCCCUACCACAAUCUGCGUCGUCUAUUCCUCAACCACAACCCCAUGAGCACGCUCCCAGAUCUGGUCAUGCUUCCGCAACUACUUGAGUUUCGCCUCACGGGCCAUCGCAUCACCACGCUCGACCUCACACCCGCCAUCCACCUGCCAUUUGUGACGCUGGAACUGGAUGCCGCCCCGGAUGUUUCAUCCAUCGCCGUCAUCAAUACAAAAGGUGAUGGUGUGUUGGAGGACACUAGCAGCACUGACAACAGCACCUACAUCAGUGACGGCUACAGCAGCAAUAGUGCGACCAGGGCCUUUGCUGCCAGACUGAAGGCUCUGAGUCUGGAGAACGUGGAUGCACAGCAGGUGCUAGCAACGCUGUCGGAAACUCGGCAGUUGGAGUUGCAGGACCUCCGAUUGGGGUGGCCAGGCGCCGACGACCAGACCCUGCCCAUGUCCCUCGUGUGCAGUCUCCUGGCGAGUCGUGUGCGAGAGUUGCGGUUGACACGUGCAGGGUAUAAGACACUGGAGGUGUGCGCUGACAAGCAGUUUCGAUCCGUCGUGCUCGCAAACAACCACCGCCUCACCUCUGUCACGUUGCACAACUCCCUGCACCAGCUUGACGUGUCUGGGUGCGAAAGGCUGACGCACAUCAGUGCACCUGAUAUUGACGUGCUUGAUGUCAGUGGCACACGCGUGCAGCCCACAAACGCGUUUUGCGCGCGCUGGGGCCGGCAGGUCCUAUUUGCCCGCGGGUUGGAUGACACACACAUUGACACGCAGCAGGCCAUCACGGCCCUGGGCGCUUGCUUGGAGUACACUGACGUUGUGGAUGUCUCGAACAAUGCGUGGCUCAACACCCCAGGAUCCAUGAAUCGAGCCUUUGGUGAGAAGGUUGUGCUGUCAAGUGAAGCACACGUGACCGCCAACGCCGCCCCCAUUGCAUCGCGCACAGCACCGCCCGUGCUGCAGCUGACAGAUGCACCCGUGGAAUGCGCACUGGCCAUGAACGCGCGUGACCUGCGCCUGCUUCAUGACGUGAGUGUCGUCACACGCGAAGUGGUGUAUUCGUUCCACUGCACAUGCGCGCGUGGCUUCAAGAUGGUGGAUGGCACACGGUGCGUGGUGGACAACCCAGAUGUUGCAGGCAUUGCUGCUGGCUCUGUGAUUGGCGGCCUUGCCCUUGGCUUGCUCAUGGCAUGGCUGUCACGCCGCUACCGUGGCAUGACCAAGCGUAUCGACCUACAGGAGCAGCUGUUGGUGGAGAGGGACGAGGAGGUGAUGGCGCUGAAGAAGGCGUGGGAGAUUGAGUACGAUGAGCUGAGGAUGAUCAAGCGUGUUGCUGCGGGUGCAUUUGGUGUUGUAUUCAAGGCACAGUGGGAGACAGUCACGGUGGCGGUGAAAGUGCUGCAGCAAGCCGUCAUGGCGUUUGACGAGAGCACGGUGCUUGAGUUUGAGAAGGAGGUGGAGUUCCUGCAACGGACACGGCACCCGCACGUGGUGCGGUUCUUUGGCGCGGGCACAGACCCCAACGGCAGCCCGUUCCUGGUGCUGGAGUUUGUUGCUCUGGGGUCACUCAAGGACCUGUUGGGGAAGGACAUGGGGGAAGUGUUAAUGGAGGUACGGCAGAGAAAGGUCGAGGAAAGUGGCGGUGGCGUCGAUGAUGUGAGCAGUGUGUGGGAUUUGAAGCUGCGAUUGCUCCGCGAUGUCGCGAGUGGCAUGGCCUUUAUCCACAGCCUCGACCAGAUGCACCGGGACCUGAAGAGCGGAAACGUGCUGGUGUCAUCAUCGCUGCGCGCGAAGAUUACGGAUUUUGGAUCCAUUCGCCAGUGCUUUACGCGUGGCGGCAGAGCCCACAGCAGCGGCCACACUCGCCUGUCAUCCAGCCAAGCUGACGAUGAUCCGCAAUACAGCCAGCACGCUGGGCUGCAGACAAUGACGAGCAUGACGCUAACGGCUGGCGUGGGCACGCCACUGUACAUGGCACCAGAGGCACUGACGGGCGACAAGUACAGCUUUGAAGCCGACAUCUUCAGCUUUGGCGUGCUGAUGUGGGAGAUGGCGACACAGCGACCACCGGAUCUGAUUGAGCAAGAAAAAGGAAGUGGCUUCAGAGGACCACUGCUGCCAGCAAUCACGGAGCUCUUGAUGGAGGGCAAGCGGCUCAAGUUUGACGACAUGGGUGGUGAGUUUUCCAUCCCCGAGUGGUUCCAGUCGCUGACGUACAACUGCAUGGCGCAGAAUCCGCGUGAGCGCCCGUCGUUUGGGGAGCUCAAGGACCAUCACCUCGCAUAGUGUCAUGUCACUCAUGUGCGGAUGUGUCUCAGAUGUGCAUGUAUGUUCUUGCUCGUGCUUUACACGCCCGACGAGCGUUUGUGCGUCAAUGAGGGUUGCUUCCCCUCCGUACGGGUUAACAGUCAGUGAACCAUGAACGC